CGCAUGAAGUCCUUGGUUCGCGGCCCUUGACCUUCACUCGGUGGUAAGUUGAACCUGCUUCUUUCAUGUUGUUGAUUUGGCCUCAAGUCUCUGGCCAAAGGCAUUUAAAGGCAGGACAAAAGUUGGUUUCGUCGCGGCGCGGCAGCGUCUGGGCGUCUGGCUGCCCAAAGGCAAACAGGCCAUGGCUGCCGGCAUGAGCACUCAGGGCAGGGCAGGGCAGGGCAGCGCCUCCGCCUCCGCCUCCGCCUCCGCCUCCGCCUCCGCCUCCGCCUCCGCCUCCGCCUCCGCCUCCACCUCCACCUCCGCGACGCCACCUCCACCGCUGCGCACGGGUCGUGCAGGUGAGCCGAGGCCAGUGAGCUAGCACAAGCAAAAGAAAAGCGUGAGCAUGAGCAGCGACCGCAACUGCUACGUUACCUUUGACGAGAUAACCGCGCGCCAAGCUGCGCCACUCCGGCGUCCUAAAGCUCUCAGCUGGUGUAUACGGCUGUCAGAGGCUGGGCUGGCGUAGACUGGCCGCAGACUACCAAGCGAAGGCUGCGAUGCGUUGUGAUAACGCGAACCCCAAGAGACCCACCUGGAACACAGCCAGGCAUCCGCGGUGAGCCAGGAGUAGUACGUACAUGCGAGGACAAGAGGAAAGAGAACGGCAGAAAGGAGGGUGCGGCAUGGCGGUUGUCAAAACGUUGAGGCCGGCGCAGAAAACAAACCAGGGUGGCUGCCUAGCUGCGGCCGGGCUGACGCGAAGGCUGACUGGCUGCUGUAUAUGGUGAGCUGAGACUGGUAUGAAAGGCUGGUGCCGGCCAGGCGAGUUGGCCAGUUGGGCAUGAGGCGCCGCUGCAUGGGGACACGACGCGCUGUAGGCCAUGGGUAACUGACGGGUGCGGACCGUAGUACGGUUCCCCACACCCGUCCAGGAACCGGCCCACGCACGGUGCAGCGAGGCCGGCCGGGUGGAGGAACCGGGCUGGCAGCUGGGCUGGACGUCGCGACGUUGAAUCGACAAGAAUCUGGGCCCCACAGGGGGUCGGGGCGUGCAGCCUCGUGCAGGGGCGCUGCGGGCGUGCCGACGACGCCAGCGUGUCACCGAAGUCCACGUGAAAGCCAGAAGAGAUAAACGCUGACAAGAAUAAAGCCAGCAACGUUCCAUAAAUAGUCUCAGUACAAACGAGAUUUGUGCAGGGCAUCGUGCCAACCGCGUGAAUGGUGGCUGCACCCGCAAGCGGGAGGCUCGCCCUUGCCAAACACUUAAGGGCGGGACCUUAAGUAGGUCCCUGCCACUGGGCAACAGAUACCAGCGUGAACUUGCCAGGGCCCAGGGGCGAGUAUCCCUGUUCUGUCCUGUUAUUGAUAUGCUUGAAAGAACGCAACACGCACAAGCGAACAUGACGUUGUAGAGCCGAGGCCAGUGAGCUAGCACAAGCAAAAGAAAAGCGUGAGCAUGAGCAGCGACCGCAACUGCUACGUUACCUUUGACGAGAUAACCGCGCGCCAAGCUGCGCCACUCCGGCGUCCUAAAGCUCUCAGCUGGUGUAUACGGCUGUCAGAGGCUGGGCUGGCGUAGACUGGCCGCAGACUACCAAGCGAAGGCUGCGAUGCGUUGUGAUAACGCGAACCCCAAGAGACCCACCUGGAACACAGCCAGGCAUCCGCGGUGAGCCAGGAGUAGUACGUACAUGCGAGGACAAGAGGAAAGAGAACGGCAGAAA
Molecule: messenger RNA, 1709 nt
Organism: Chlamydomonas reinhardtii
Lineage: Eukaryota; Viridiplantae; Chlorophyta; Chlorophyceae; Chlamydomonadales; Chlamydomonadaceae
Exons: 3
Coding region: 182-364 (60 amino acids)
Source: RefSeq, a predicted model, not a curated record